GACAGGGCAGCCCCAAUGAUCCCAUUUCCUUGAGGCAGGGCAGGUUCCCUGCAUAAAAAGCCAGUUGGUGGAGGGCACCGCAUCAGAUCCCGCUGACCAUACUGCCUGUCCUUCUCUGCACACCAGGCCCAGCCGCCACGGAAGCAUGAGUUCCCAGCAGCAGAAGCAGCCCUGCGCCCCACCCCCUCAGCUGCACCAGCAGCAGGUGAAGCAGCCUUGCCAGCCUCCACCCCAGGAACCAUGUGUUCCCAAAACCAAGGAGCCCUGCCACACCAAAGUGCCUGAGCCCUGCCACCCCAAGGUGCCUGAGCCCUGCCACCCCAAGGUGCCUGAGCCCUGCCACCCCAAGGUGCCCGAGCCCUGCCACCCCAAGGCUCCUGAGCCCUGCCACCCCAAGGUGCCCGAGCCCUGCCACCCCAAGGCUCCUGAGCCCUGCCACCCCAAGGUGCCCGAGCCUUGCCCCUCAACGGUCACUCCAGUGCCAGCUCAACUGAAGACAAAGCAGAAGUGACAUGGUCAGAGCCACGCCUCUGAGGAGCCCACCACCGGAUGCUGAACCCCUUCCCCAUUCUGGCUUUCAAGUUCCGCCCAUCUUAUAGGACAUGCUCUAUCACCUAAGUCACAGUCCCUCUCUUAUUUGCAACCCAAACCAUGUGCUAGGAACUUGGGGGCAUCUGAGCCUCUGAAUUAGGCAGGGGGGGGGGGCUUGGCACCUGAGCUGGGUUUGAGCUGCUCAGAAUUUGUCUGAAGAGGGACUUAAGGGGAACCCAAGUGAUCCAGCUCUGUCAUUGUCCCCAUUAAAUUCCCUUCAUGCCUCUGCUGA
Ictidomys tridecemlineatus (thirteen-lined ground squirrel) is the source of this 823-nucleotide messenger RNA. RefSeq lists its product as uncharacterized. The record is from RefSeq and is a predicted model, not a curated record. Lineage: Eukaryota; Metazoa; Chordata; Mammalia; Rodentia; Sciuridae.